This is a messenger RNA of Anopheles nili, 1424 nucleotides long. RefSeq names its product gastrula zinc finger protein XlCGF8.2DB-like. Gene Ontology annotation, cellular component: nucleus. The transcript has 6 exons. Gene Ontology annotation, biological process: regulation of transcription by RNA polymerase II. Lineage: Eukaryota; Metazoa; Arthropoda; Insecta; Diptera; Culicidae. The record is from RefSeq and is a predicted model, not a curated record. Bases 452 to 1201 code for a protein of 249 amino acids. Gene Ontology annotation, molecular function: DNA-binding transcription activator activity, RNA polymerase II-specific; RNA polymerase II cis-regulatory region sequence-specific DNA binding.
GCGGCCUGUGCGUUCUCGUGUCUGCUAUGCAUGUGGUUCUGCGAAUGUUGUUGACCUGACCCCCGGCCAACCGUACACAUCAGGGAGUUUUCCUGCUGGUGUGAUUCCGGUGUGUUAUUUUUUAUUAGCGCAAGGCCUUUUAAAACGAAUGAACUUUCCUGCAUCUAACUCCCGCAGUCAGUAUGAUUAUUCGAUGAGCUGAACCACUACGUAUUUACAUUUUUGGGAAUGUACGAUAGACCACACAUACGCCCAUUAAAACACCCCCACAAAACAAGGACAUCGAAAACAAUAUCAGGAUAUCUUGCUCCCGGUGCCACAAGUUUCUUGUGGUACGAUUGGUGGGUCACUGUGCCAUAAUCUGCUAGGCUGGAACUUGGACUGAUUAUUAUACGAUCUGUGAUCGUAUUGUCGUUCUACUCGUCGACCGUAACUGCAACCGGCAGUCCCGAUGUCACAGCAGGCGGUGGAAAGUGUUGGCAUGAAAAUUCCCAACUGCUCGAAACCGUUCGCGUGUCCUGAAUGUAACAAGCUUUUCCGCCAGCUGAGCACCUUGACCAACCACAUGAAAAUACACACAGGUGAAAAACCGUACAAGUGUACGAUUUGCUCGAAGGAAUUCCGCCAAACUACGACACUUUCCAACCAUCUGAAGAUACACACAGGUGAAAAGCCGUUCAGCUGUAACUUCUGCGACAAACAGUUUCGGCAGCUCAGCACGCUCUCAAACCACAAGAAGAUUCAUACAGGUGAAAAGCCAUUUGAAUGUUCGGUCUGCGGUAAACAGUUUAGGCAGUCCAGUACGCUCAACAGCCAUAUCAGAAUUCAUUCGGAUGAUAAAUUCUGCAUAAAACCCUUCAAAUGCAGCAUCUGUCCGAAGGAAUUCCGCCAGACGACGACGCUAGCGAAUCACAUAAAAAUCCACACAGGUGAAAAGCCGUACACCUGUACAUAUUGCAACAAAACCUUCCGCCAGACGGGAACACUCUCGAACCAUCUAAAGAUUCAUACCGGCGAAAAACCGUUCGAGUGCUCGGUGUGUCGCAAACAGUUCCGCCAGUCCAGUACCUUGAACAGCCACAUUCGCAUCCAUGUUGAUGAUAAGUAUUGUAAACCUACAACGGAGCCCAUAAUAGCCUCGGUCAGCGAUGGACUCAACAUAAAAGAAGAGGACGUCAAACCGUUCUUUGCCAUGAUGUAGAUAAAACGUGCGAAAAGGUGUAGCGUACAUUUCAUUUUCUCAGCGUACCGGCGCCAAGGAUUCGAUCACUGCAACGCGGCAGAUUACCCGCACCGCGGAUUCGUCCGGUUGUUCGCUUAAAUUACGUUUACAAUCGGCACCCAUUGUCGUCGGCUUGUGGACAGCGUUCUUAGCGGUCUCGUGAAACUUAUCGUUAAUAAAUUGUUGCAAUUUAAGUUAUAAU